Messenger RNA from Microcebus murinus (gray mouse lemur), 959 nucleotides. The record is from RefSeq and is a predicted model, not a curated record. NCBI's taxonomy places the organism in Eukaryota, Metazoa, Chordata, Mammalia, Primates, Cheirogaleidae.
UCGCCUUACCGGGUCCCAGCCCUGCUCUCGGGACACUGGACAGCAGCGCGGCCUGGACCUUUCAGCCACCAGCGUGCUUGUGCUUCUCCACAGGUCUCCCUGCAGUACAGCUUCAAUGACAAGUGGUACCACACCUGCGGAGGGUCCCUGGUGGCCAACAACUGGAUCAUGACAGCUGCCCACUGCAUCAGAUCCUCCUGGACCUACCGUGUGGUGCUGGGCCGGCAGAAGCCCUCCACCGAGGAGUCGGGCUCGCUGGCUGUCAUGGUCUCCAAACUCGUGGUGCACGAGAAGUGGAACUCCAGCCAGGUUACCAAAGGGAAUGACAUUGGCCUGCUCAAGCUGGCUGUGUCUGUCUCCCUGAGUGACAAGAUCCAGCUGGCCUGCCUCCCACCUGCUGGCACCAUUCUCCCCAACCACUACCCCUGCUACGUCACCGGCUGGGGAAAUCUGCAAACCAAGGGGAAGAGCCCUGACGUGCUGCAGCAGGGCCGCUUGCUGGUCGUGGACUACGCCACGUGCUCCAGCUCUGGCUGGUGGGGCAGCAUCGUGAAGACCAACAUGGUCUGCGCCGGGGGUGACGGCGUGGUCGCCAGCUGCUUCGGGGACUCCGGGGGGCCGCUAGGCAAGUGGGAGGUGCACGGCGUGGUCAGCUGCUCGUCCUCCCUCAGCUGCAACUACUACCACAAGCCCUCCGUCUUCACUCGGGUCUCCAACUACAUCUCCUGGAUCCAGUCGGUAAGAGCCACGCGAGCCCUGAGCCCAGGGGCACUGCCCUGCUCACCUGCCCCUGCCGGCAGGAGGGGUCUGAGAACCCCUCCUUCCUCCUGAGGUGUAGGCAAGACCCCCCCUCAAAGUUUCUGUGUGCACAAAGUUGAGCGAAAAGGAACAUGGAGCGUGGCCUUGUCCACAGAGGUUGAAAACAAAGGGUUCUCCUUCCUCAGGCGGGUCCAUGAGGA